AUGAACACCAUCAAUGCGCCCACUUCAUCUAAACAACGACGCAUCACACGUCUAGCUGUCGACACGGCCGUCAAAGAGACGCUCACGAUUCGCAUCACAAAGUUGCCGCCAGGGCGGGAGGGCACAAGCACGCGCGAGGGCACGAGCGAGCACCCCAAUCACCACAUUCCCUUGCUGCCGUCUCUGCCUGGUGUGAAAAACAAGGGUCAGCAUAAGAACUUGCAACAGGGAAAGAGGCGCAAGGUGGAUGCGGCGCCACAGACAACCAACGCAUACACGCAGAUUUGUCUCAUUUGGGGGUAUUGA
This is a messenger RNA of Ceraceosorus bombacis, 306 nucleotides long. NCBI's taxonomy places the organism in Eukaryota, Fungi, Basidiomycota, Exobasidiomycetes, Ceraceosorales, Ceraceosoraceae. The record is from the annotation of a GenBank genome assembly.